AACCCUUGAAAUUAUCUUGUUUGAAGGUUUUAGCAAGUAGAGGGGAAUAAAUUCUUUGGAGAUCAAUUUCAGAAUUCAAUUCAAAUCUGAAGGAGCCUCUGUAAAAUCUUUCUACCUAUAUAUACAGUGCCUUCAUUUGUUAUUCAAGUGCAUAGAACUCGUUACAUCUCAGUUAUUCAACUGCACAGAACUCGUGUUAUCUUUGUCUCAACUUUUGUUUUAUACAUUCUGUGGCAGUUGAGUUGCAGAGGCUCCUUGAUUUCAGAUUUGUUUUUUUUUCAAUUGGGCCCCAUUUUUUGCCAGGUUUUAGUUCUUGAAGAUUGAUUUAUUGCCCCUUUCCCCUGUUUUUUGCAAAGUGUCUGGGAUUUGCUUUGAGUUUGCUGCUGUCUUGUCUUCUGGAUUUUACCCCUUCCUUUGGAGACAGUCUCUUCUGUUCUCUGUCAUUUAGCUCAAAGUCACCAAAUCUUAAUACCCAACUGCAAAUUCAGCUGGUUUGCAGCUACAGAGUGAAGCAUUGAUUUACAAGGCAGGGCUGCAAAGUUCGUAAAUUAGAGAGGAUGGUGAUGUGGGUGUUUGGGUAUGCAUCUUUGGUGUGGAAGCCAGGCUUUGAAUAUGAUGAGAAAAUUGUUGGUUUCAUCAAGGGACACCGAAGAGUUUUUAAUCUGGGUUGCAUUGAUCACCGUGGGACUCCUGAAUUGCCAGCUCGAACUUGCACAUUGGAAGCCCAGGAAGGAGCAAUUUGUUGGGGCACAGCCUACAGUGUCAGUGGAGGCCCUGAGGAGGAGAAAGCUGCUUUGGAGUAUUUGGAAAGGAGGGAGUGUGAAUAUGACGCUCAGGUCUAUGUGGAUUUCUAUCAAGAGGCAGAUUCUGAAACCCCAUUAUUGACUGGAGUACUAGUUUUCACCUCUACUCCAGACAAAAUCACAAACAAGUACUUUCUAGGCCCAGCUCCAUUUGAAGAAAUGGCAAGCCAAAUUGCAAAAGCUGUUGGUCCGUGUGGGAACAACCGCGAAUAUCUUUUUAAGUUGGAAAAAGCCUUGUAUGACAUUGGCCAUGAAGAUGAUGAAGUUAUUGAGCUAGCAAAUGAAGUGCGGAAGAUUCUUGGAGCCAUUGAUGACCGUGAGAUUACAUCUUCUGAGAUGGAUAAUGUGAUACCGAUUACAUCUCCUGACAGAGAUAAUGUGAUACCGGCUACAUCUUCUAAGAGAGAUAAUGUGAUACCGAUUACAUCUUCUGAGAGAGAUAAUGUGAUACCAGUGGAGUAUACUUCUUUCUGUUUCCGCAACUACUACGAACAAUUCCUCAUUGCAGGCCCCUAAAAGUUUUGAAGGAAUGGAGUGGAAUUGAUUAUUUCAUCCCUUAUCAAAUUCUAGUUUGGGAUCAUACAGAAAUUUCAUCUAUACUCAGUAAUGAAUUUAAAGCCUUUCAGAACUAUUAGCUAACUCCAAAAUAACAAUUGUCUUCCAAAGACCUUAUACAACCAUUAACAUCUGAGGACAAGGCAUUAAUACCAUAUUCUUAGGAGGAAAAGUUUGGAUAAUUGUUGAGUUCACUUACCAUAUUAAGUCCUUUUAUUAACUACUGUAUAAGGCAAACACCAGAUAUUGUUGUUUGUUUGUAAUGCUCUUUGAGCACUCGCAGAAACCCCUGCUUAUGAAUGCCAAGGGUUUGAUGUACUCAAAAAGAUAGUAUUACUUUUUAAUGGCAGUGGAGAAAAUGUGAAGCAAUAUUUUUAUAACAUGA
Molecule: messenger RNA, 1743 nt
Organism: Cryptomeria japonica (Japanese cedar)
Lineage: Eukaryota; Viridiplantae; Streptophyta; Pinopsida; Cupressales; Cupressaceae
Product: gamma-glutamylcyclotransferase 2-1
Exons: 9
Coding region: 558-1319 (253 amino acids)
Biological process (GO): glutathione catabolic process
Cellular component (GO): cytoplasm
Molecular function (GO): gamma-glutamylcyclotransferase activity; glutathione specific gamma-glutamylcyclotransferase activity
Source: RefSeq, a predicted model, not a curated record